Messenger RNA from Mollisia scopiformis, 411 nucleotides. RefSeq lists its product as uncharacterized. The coding region runs from base 15 to 245 and encodes 76 amino acids. The transcript has a single exon. NCBI's taxonomy places the organism in Eukaryota, Fungi, Ascomycota, Leotiomycetes, Helotiales, Mollisiaceae. The record is from RefSeq and is a predicted model, not a curated record.
GGCUUUCUCUCAUGAUGCAUCCCCUCAUCGAAGUGGGUCUUGCUUAUGUGGUUUUUGGCACUUGCGUUGUUCUCCUUUCGCCAUUUCUGCUUUUGUUGCGCAUAGGUAAGAAGCACCAAUCGUCAAGGCCUGCGACGGCACCCAGGUCCGCUACCGCGCAAACCCCCUCGACAUCGAAGAGCACUCACUUCACCAAGUGGCAAUACACAAAAGCAGUCUCCACUUCUAGCCAAGCUGCCUUAUGAAAUACGCCAAUUAAUACUGAAAAUGAGCAUUGGUAACACUACUUUCCACAUCCAAUUGCAAGAGGGGCGGCUUCGUGGAGUCAUGUGUACCUCCUUGACACCGCAUCUGUGUAAUGGAUGCGGUAUCGGCAGAGCAUGUCGUGUGCAAGACACUCUAUCUCCGGUC